GACUUUUAUCAACUUUGAUUGCUCAGUCAUUAAUUACUUUAUUCUUUCAGGAACACUAAUUGAAGACAUUAUGAUUAUCACUUUCAAUGUGCAGGCCACAGAUAUUAAAAAAUGUGAAUGAGGUGCUGACCUUAUGGAACUUCCAUAUUGUACCGUUAAGGUGCAUCGUUUAAUGUGCCUAGAGCUUAAGAAAUGCAUCGACAAAAUCUCGCAGAUAUUUUCGUCCAUUGAAUCUUCUCGACCAGGAUGCCAAUCAGGAAUGAAGGUUCUGUGCGCUUUACACCUUGCCAUGGAGAGAGCCAAUUCACUUAUUCUGCACUGCUCUGAGUCUAGUAAACUCUACUUGGCAAUCACAGGGUAUAAGAUUUUGUUGAGAUGUGAAAAAAUACGAAACACAUUGGAGUCAUGUUUAAGCCAAAUUCAAAAUAUGGUUCAUCCAGUUAUGGCUGCUCAGGUUUGUCCUACUCUAACGCUAUAGCCUUUUCUUGUUUAUGUACCCUUCAGUGCAAUUUGGUGUUCCAGAUGUUCUGUCAUAAGCUAAUGUCUGAGCACUAUGUGCAAGUCCAGCUGUUUCUUAUAGUGAGCAAUGUCUGUAUCACAUUUCUCCAGGGCAUGCAAAUGUAGCUUUUUUUUUAAUCCUUCUAGGAGGAGUGAUAAUUUCUUUUGUUCCUCCGUUUGUGAACCAUUUUGCAAAGUUUAACAUUUAGCUUCUUUAACAGAUAUCAGACGGUGUAACCACAAUCUUAAUUUGAUAGAGUUUGUCCUUCUUUCCAUAAUAUGUUAAGAGUUUGCCUCCAUAUGGAGUUUGCAUUCUUCAUAUAUUUGUACGA
This is a messenger RNA of Camellia sinensis, 830 nucleotides long. RefSeq lists its product as uncharacterized. Gene Ontology annotation, molecular function: identical protein binding; CTP synthase activity. The record is from RefSeq and is a predicted model, not a curated record. Lineage: Eukaryota; Viridiplantae; Streptophyta; Magnoliopsida; Ericales; Theaceae. Gene Ontology annotation, biological process: pyrimidine nucleobase biosynthetic process; CTP biosynthetic process.